UAUAUCACCAAAACCAUCUUCUAAACGCACAAAAAAACUCUUCGCAAAUUCUCACAUAUUUCUCUUUCAUCUUUCACCAAAAAAAGAAAAAGAAAAACAUUCUUCUGUGUAGCAAGAAAAGAGAAAAUGACUAACGUUGGGGAUGCAGAGAGAGACAAGUACAGCUUGAUAAAUUUUGAGGAGACCGAGUUACGACUCGGUCUUCCAGGUGCAGGUGAUCACGGAGAAUCACCUGUUAAAAAUAGUUGUGGAAAGAGAGGUUUCUCAGAAACUGCUAAUGUUGAUUUGAAGCUUAAUCUUUCUCCUAUAAAUGAUUCUGCUUCAUCUUCUUCAACUAUAGCUUCUGUAGCUGAAAACAAAGGCAAAGACACAACAACUUCUGCUACUGUUUCUCCUCCUCCUCGUGCUAAGGCACAAGUUGUGGGAUGGCCACCAGUUAGAUCCUUUAGAAAGAACAUAGUAAAUGUUCAUCAAAAGAGCAAUAGUGAAACAGAAGUAGAUAAGAGCAUAAGUGGUGGUGGUGGGAAUGGAGCAUUUGUUAAGGUGAGUAUGGAUGGUGCACCAUAUCUACGUAAGGUGGACCUUAAAUUGUACAAGAGUUACCAAGAGCUGUCAGAUGCGCUGGCUAAAAUGUUUAGUUCCUUCACAAUUGACAAUUGUGGGUCCCAAGUUACCAAAGACUUCAUGAAUGAAAGCAAAUUGAUUGACCUUUUGAACGGUUCUGAUUAUGUACCAACAUAUGAAGACAAAGAUGGUGAUUGGAUGCUUGUUGGUGAUGUUCCUUGGGAAAUGUUCGUUCAAUCGUGCAAGCGUCUUCGCAUAAUGAAAGGUUCUGAGGCAAUUGGGCUAGCGCCAAGGGCAGUGGAAAAAUGCAAGAACAGAAGCUGAAAUCCUUGUUGUGUUCCGACAAAAAUCCACUUCUGGUUGAUAAAUCUGCAUCCCAAGGAAGCAAGUUGGCUCGAGUAAGGUCGAGGCUAAUAUAGGAAUAAGAGUUCUCGAUUAUAUUAUUAUUGCUAUGUGUCUGCUAUUUCUUUUGUAUUUUUUUCUCUCUUAAUAUGUGUAUUAUAUAUGAAUGAGAAAUUAGGUGGAAAUUCAUUAGGGACAAGAAAUAAUAUAGAAGAUGUUUAUAUGACCCAGUUUUUGUUUUAUAAGGGGAAAAAAAAUAUGACUCUGUCUAUUGCCAGCGUGUGCUUGACUUAUAAUAAUGCAAAUGUUUCCAGUUAUCAUUGCUGGAUUUGUCCCCCCAUUAUUUGUAUUUUGUACAGUAUGUGACAGAGUAUGUGCAUACAUACCUACCUUAUACGUAUCAUAUUUAUUGUGUAAUGUAUAUAGUUUUGUGAAUGA
Molecule: messenger RNA, 1344 nt
Organism: Medicago truncatula (barrel medic)
Lineage: Eukaryota; Viridiplantae; Streptophyta; Magnoliopsida; Fabales; Fabaceae
Product: auxin-responsive protein IAA16
Exons: 4
Coding region: 127-888 (253 amino acids)
Biological process (GO): regulation of DNA-templated transcription
Cellular component (GO): nucleus
Source: RefSeq, a predicted model, not a curated record